GGUGAGCUGGUUCGUCCAUUUUGUUUAGCUCAAAGUUAGCCCAGCCUGGCUAACGUUAGCUGUGCACUGAGCAGCAGAGAUGGAUGACGGUGACGAACAGAUUCUAGUCCUCUCCCACAACACCUCCACGAGCUCUAAGUCGAGCGGGGAUAAGAUGUUCUCACUGAAGAAGUGGAAUGCUGUCGCGAUGUGGAGCUGGGAUGUUGAAUGUGACACCUGUGCCAUCUGUCGAGUGCAGGUGAUGGACGCUUGUCUCCGAUGCCAGGCGGAAAACAAACAGGAGGAUUGUGUUGUUGUCUGGGGAGAGUGCAACCACUCCUUCCAUAACUGCUGCAUGUCCCUCUGGGUGAAGCAGAACAAUCGCUGCCCCCUCUGCCAGCAGGACUGGGUGGUUCAGAGAAUCGGCAAAUGAGAGCCACAUCGAGGCGGACUGACUCUAGAAGACACCUGUAUGCACCCAAAUGUGGUGAGAGACUUGACAAGGAUUACUGGAACAUCCUGCACAGAGCCACUGACACCAUCAACUAUCCCCCUAUGUAUGAUAUAAUUUUCCUGUCGUCCUGGUGUCAAAAGAGGAUGAUGGACAAGAUUAAAGUAACACAGACUUGUUGGUUAAUGUGGCUUGUGGGAUCAAGAGUCAUGAAGAAACGGAUGAAACAUGUUGCAGUGUUAGGUCACAUUAUAUUAUGGUCUGUGGCAGUGUUUUGCACAACUCACGUGACUGUCUUUUUAAAAAUAAAGACUUGUGAAUAGCUGUCAA
Molecule: messenger RNA, 760 nt
Organism: Solea senegalensis (Senegalese sole)
Lineage: Eukaryota; Metazoa; Chordata; Actinopteri; Pleuronectiformes; Soleidae
Gene: rnf7
Product: ring finger protein 7
Exons: 3
Coding region: 80-412 (110 amino acids)
Biological process (GO): protein ubiquitination; ubiquitin-dependent protein catabolic process
Cellular component (GO): Cul5-RING ubiquitin ligase complex; nucleus
Molecular function (GO): zinc ion binding; ubiquitin protein ligase activity; cullin family protein binding
Source: RefSeq, a predicted model, not a curated record